Messenger RNA from Ostrea edulis (European flat oyster), 1778 nucleotides. RefSeq names its product mannose-1-phosphate guanyltransferase alpha-A-like. Lineage: Eukaryota; Metazoa; Mollusca; Bivalvia; Ostreida; Ostreidae. The record is from RefSeq and is a predicted model, not a curated record. The transcript is spliced from 12 exons. Gene Ontology annotation, biological process: biosynthetic process. The coding region runs from base 88 to 1383 and encodes 431 amino acids. Gene Ontology annotation, cellular component: cytoplasm.
GUUUGUUUGAAUUUUAGUGAGAUAGUCAAGUUUCCGAAUUUUCUUUUUCUUGACGUGUAGUGUCUCCACUUAGUUUAUUUAGCAACCAUGAUCAAGACCAUAAUCCUGAUUGGAGGGCCAAUGAAAGGUACUCGCUUUCGGCCCCUGUCACUUGAGCUUCCAAAACCCUUAUUUCCUGUUGCUGGGUAUCCUAUAAUUUAUCAUCACAUUGAAGCAUGCAGUAAGGUUCCACAUAUGAGGGAGGUGAUAUUGAUCGGGUUCUACCAGCCUAAUGAUGCCUUGAAUAAGUUCAUCAGUAGUGUCCAGCAAGAAUUUAAAAUCCAAGUCAGAUACUUACAGGAAUAUACAGGCUUGGGUACAGCAGGAGGGCUAUAUCACUUUAGAGACCAGAUUUUGGCUGGGAAUCCUGACAGCUUCUUUGUCAUGAAUUCAGAUGUAUGUGGGGAUUUCCCUCUCAAGGAGAUGUUGUCCUUCACAGUACAGAAAGGGGGAGGAUCACACUGUACAAUACUGGGAACAGAGGCUACCAGACAGCAAUCUUUGAAUUAUGGUUGCAUAGUGGAAAACAAAAGUACUCAUGAGGUCCUCCAUUAUGUAGAGAAGCCGGAGACGUACAUCAGCACAACCAUUAAUGCAGGGGUCUAUCUCUUCUCCCCGGACAUCUUCUGUACCCUGGAAAAAAUCUUCAAGAAAAACCAGGAGGACAAUUACAAUUUCCUUACAGGCAAUGAAUGGUGCUCUGGCUGUGAUCCCAACAUGCAGUUGAAGGAAGUUAUUCGUCUGGAACAGGACAUUUUCGUUCCUAUGGCCAGCUCAGGGAAGCUGUAUGUCUACCACACGGACAGGUUCUGGAGUCAGAUCAAAACCUCAGGAGCUGCUAUCUAUGCCAACAGACAUUAUCUAGCUUUGUACCAGGACUGGCACACGGAGAGACUUUCUAAGAAUGGGGAACUGAAGCCUCAGAUCAUCGGGGAUGUGUAUAUCCACCCAACGGCCGACGUCCACCCUACAGCGGUGCUUGGUCCGAAUGUAAGUGUUGGUAAGCAUGCAGUGAUUGGUGAGGGAGCUCGAGUGAGGGAAUCGAUUGUUCUAGAGGGUGCUGUUUUACAGGACCACUGCUGUGUGUUGUACAGUGUGAUUGGUUGGAAUGUUACCAUAGGAACGUGGACUCGUGUCGAGGGUACACCCAGUGACCCCAACCCCAACAAACCAUUUGCCAAGGUCGAUGUCAAAGACACAUUCACACCAGAAGGGAAGCUCAACCCCUCCAUCACUGUCAUUGGAAGUAAUGUUCAGGUACCAUCAGAGGUGAUAUUACUGAAUACUAUGGUGUUACCAGACAAAUCUCUGAGCGGCAGCUGCAAGAACCAAAUCAUCCUGUAGGGGCACCAUGUCAUUCUCCCAGCAUGCACUGUCAUUGUUACUUUCAGCAAGUAGUACCAAUCCCAUAAUGCAUUUCCAUGGCGUGAACAAUUUCAUUUUGAAUGAAAUUUUUUUAAUCAUUAUAUCGUAAUUUAUUUAGAUCUGGAAAACACUUGUGUAUUCAUUAAUGUAUAUGUACAGUUUACAUUUGAAGAAUUAAUUUCCUGUAUGAGAAAUCUCACAUAAAACAUUUUGUAUUCAUCAUGCAUUGAAGUGAUGGGUAAUGUGUUGGUAGUCUUUCUGUAUAAAAGUGAUGUAUCUGAAGAAAUAACAUACCAAACCAUUUACUAUGUACAUAGAAUUCACGCUCUGUUUUAUUCCAUGCUUUGAUGCUUAAUAAAUUAUAAUGUGUGGGA